Molecule: messenger RNA, 2593 nt
Organism: Toxorhynchites rutilus septentrionalis
Lineage: Eukaryota; Metazoa; Arthropoda; Insecta; Diptera; Culicidae
Gene: Zip71B
Product: zinc transporter ZIP10
Exons: 6
Coding region: 546-2579 (677 amino acids)
Biological process (GO): zinc ion import across plasma membrane; intracellular zinc ion homeostasis
Cellular component (GO): membrane
Molecular function (GO): zinc ion transmembrane transporter activity
Source: RefSeq, a predicted model, not a curated record
GGCACACUUGGCCACAGCGACAGUUAGUAGCGAUCGGAACGGCUCGGAGACAGCACUCACACACGGUAGACACGGUUAUUCCCAAGUCGGAUACAUUUGGACGACACCUGCGGUAAUCAGCGCGCGCAAUCUCCCGCUCUCGACUCGCGUUCAUCUCAUCGCGCUGGUCAGAGAAUAGGGCGGUUAUUUUAGGUCAAUUUCAUUCCACGAAUACUGUGUGUGUUUUGGAGAAGUUCUGUUUCUGUUUUGAUUCAUUUUUGUCGCACUUUUCGUGAAUGUUAUGCUCCGAUUGAGCGUGAGAGUGAUGUUACUUGGUUGGUAAUACCAGCUGCAACGAUUUGAAAACAAAUACCAUAAAUGGUCGACAGGCGUAUAGUGCAGCGCACAGUAAUUGCAGUGAAAAUGUCAUAAAAGUGUAAGUUGCUAGCGCAAACAACCGAUGGUCAGCGAUUAUGGACCGCACGAGAAAACGACAGUGUUUCUAAACAAAACUUGUUAUUUGUGUUGAAUAUUACCAGACAUCGUAGUGAAUUCCACCACAGGGCAUGACCAUGCGGCGACACUUUCUGGAAGCACUACUACUUGUGGCGUGUGUGCAUGCUGCAAUUGCCGGAGAUGACCCUUUGCAGACACCUGCGAGUGGUGGUUCCUCGGGGGAAAAUAAGUUUCUCAAAUACCUGUUCAACAAGUAUGGCAGCAGAGGCGUGAUAUCGUUCGAGGGCUUGGAGCAUCUGAUGCACAGUCUUGGCCUCGGUGGGUUAGACUUUGUGCCAUCUCACACGCUGGAUGAGCAUCGGCCGGAAGGUUUCAAAACUCAAGAUAUUGUGAUUCCCUUCACCGCUUCCGAUGCGGACGGAGAAGACAAGGUCACCGUUUCUUUCACUACCAUCGAUGAGAAUCCUGAUGACUCACCAGAACCACCGAAGUACACAACGUUGACCAGCACGGAUCUCCCGGCAAGCACAGUGGGAUCCACACAACAGCCUAGUAGAUCGACGGAAUCCCAUCGCAAUCAUGGCCCUCACCAAGAUGCAAUCGUAACCAGUUCGGAUCAAAUCCGUAAUUUAAACGAGGUGUUGGGAUCAGACAAGAAUGAUAACAACACUAUAUCCAGCCACUCGACCGAUGACGAGACAGAAGAUGAUAACACGGGCAACAAGUGGCACAACGAGAUAUGGCAGGAAAUUAUAUUCAAAGAGAUUCACGAUCCACAUCAUCGUCAUCUACGACGGGACGAACGCCGCAAGUCCUGCCUCUCGCCCAUGUCCAUCGUUCAUCUGAUUUUGGAAGAGCCAACGAAUCCAGAUCAAGUGCUGCGUCAAAAUUUCAACUAUAAUCUAGACCCGUUGAAUCGGUAUCGUCGCGCGCUAUCGGACCAACAUGGUUAUGAUGAGUUGGAGCAGGAAGUGGAAGAAAUCAUGGCGGCAAGAAUAAAAAUUACACCGAACACGUUUAAAGACUUGUGUCCCGCGCUGUUGGCACAGAUCGAUCAGAGGGCUUGCAAUCAAAAGUUUCAGCUGGGAGAUCAACCCCACGUGGAGAAGAAAUUGUUCUCCUAUGCUUGGGUGUAUGCUACUUUCUGCGUCCUGAUAAUUUCCAUCUGUGGUCUCGCUGGAGUUGCUGUCGUUCCUUUGGUGAAAUCGGUUGCGUACGAUGAGAUUCUACGGUUUCUGGUAGCUCUUGCCGUGGGAACUUUAUGUGGGGACGCCCUAAUGCACUUAUUACCUCAUGCCUUAAUAUCCCACGUCGAUCACGACGCUGCGAUCGACUCAUCAAAUGAUGGCAAACACUCCCACGAGGAUGAACCCGUUUGGUUAUGUUUCUGUGCUUUCCUCAGCGCCUUGUCCAUGUAUACCUUGGAAACCGUUCUUCCAAUGCUCAGAUCCGACGAGGAUGGCGCUCAUCAUCAUGGUCACUCCCACGGGCGAGCAAAGGUAGCCCCUGCACCUGAGCCAGAAUUUGAUCAAAAGCGAAGGAAUACAAAUAUAAUCGAUGACAUCGAGAUGGACCUACAGGAAAACAAACGGAAAGAACUGAACACUAUGUUGGAGAAGAAGAAACUACAGAGCAAACCGAUGAGUCCAUUGGCGUUCAUGGUUGUGGUUGGAGAUGGUCUGCACAACGUAACCGAUGGUUUGGCCAUCGGAGCAGCGUUCGCUGCGGAUCCUGUAACAGGAAUGGCAACCUCACUGGCCAUUCUGUGUCACGAGCUGCCACACGAACUGGGAGAUUUCGCGUUGCUUUUGCAAACUGGCGUCAGCAUAAAACGAGCAAUGAUGCUCAAUGUCGUUUCUUCCAUUUUAAGCUUCAUUGGAAUGUUUGCCGGGCUACUGGUAACCGGUCUGCACGAAUCAGUAGUACGAUGGAUCUACGCAGGGACGGCUGGUACGUUUCUGUAUAUUGCCCUGGCGGAUCUCGUGCCGGAAAUGAACCGCGAUCUUGGCGAUUCCGGCCCGGAUAUGAAGCCAAGUAGAAAGUUAAGAAUUAUUUUUACUCAAAUCAGCGGAAUGUUUAUAGGAGGAAUGAUUAUGGUGGCCAUUGCGCUCAACGAGGACCACUUGAGAUUGUUAUUCGAAUAAAUUGUUUAAUUGUU